AAGAAGAAGAAGAAGAAGAAGAAGAAGAAGGCGGAGCGUAGGGUGGAGGCUCUCUCCAUCGUAGUGUGGAAGUGUGUGUUGACCGGUCAGGUCGGCUAACGGGAGGCUGCUGUUUUUUCUCUGUGUGAUUGUGGACGAACGAGCUGUCCAUCAGCAUGUCGGACAGGAACCCGGGGAUGAAGCUCGACCUGGAGUGGAUCUCAAAAGUGAGAGUGAACACGCAGGCGGUCCUGAAGAGAGCUCAGCACAUCCAAGGACAAAAGAUCCCCAAGAAACAGUGGCAGGCUGCCUGGCUGCUAAAGGCUGUCACGUGUAUCGACCUGACAACUCUGGCUGGAGAUGAUACACCGUCCAACGUCCAUCGGCUGUGUCUGAAAGCCAUUCAGCCAGUCCGGUACGACCUGCUCAAGAAGAUGGAUAUGCAUAACAAAGGAGUGACUACAGCAGCAGUGUGUGUGUAUCCAUCUCGUGUAGCUGAUGCUUUCAAUUCACUAAAAGCAGCCAACUCCAGCCUUCCUGUUGCCUCAGCGGGCCAGACACCACUGGAGACCCGCCUGCAGGAAGUCCGCAUGGCAGUGGCUGGCGGUGCCGCUGAGAUUGACGUUGUCAUCAACCGGACGCUUGCCCUCACAGGGCAGUGGGAAGCCAUGUAUGACGAGAUCCGCCAGUUUCGGGAGACCUGUGGUGACGCCCACAUGAAGACCAUCCUGGCUAUUGGAGAGCUGGGCACCUUCACCAACGUCUACAAGGCCAGCCUGCUCGCCAUGAUGGCUGGUUCAGACUUCAUCAAGACUUCCACAGGAAAGGAGACUGUCAAUGCUACUUACCCUGUCGCCAUAGUGAUGUGAGCCAUCCGUGACUACUACUUGUUCACAGGCCACAAGGUUGGCUUUAAGCCAGCUGGAGGGAUCCGGACAGCUCAGGAGGCUCUGGUGUGGCUCACUCUGAUCAAAGAAGAGCUGGGGAACGACUGGCUCUGCCCUGUCCUGUUCCGCCUGGGAGCCAGCAGCCUAUUGGCUGACAUCGAGAGGCAGAUCUACCAUCAUGUUACUAGCCAAUAUCCUGCCUAUCAUGAGCUGCCUAUGGCCUGAAGCUGUGGACAUCCUGUUUUAAUGACCAGUCAGAACCUCAGACACAGGCAGCACACAAACUCAUCUGAUGAACCCCAAACACGUUCAGUGCUUUGAAGUACGACUAGGACCAAUGUAAAAUGUAAAAACAGGUUUUACCGCUGUACUGUAGUAGUACACUAAUGUGCCUAUACAGACCUGUAAAACACAAAGAGGUGAAUACACUUUGUCACAGCAUUUAGUUAGUCAGUUUUCAUUGUGAAGGAUGUGCUCAGUUAAAAUGGAAAAAGUGUUUCUGUGAAGCAAAAGUGAAGGAAAUAAAAGGUUAAAAAAGGUUUAAAAUCA
Larimichthys crocea (large yellow croaker) is the source of this 1415-nucleotide messenger RNA. RefSeq names its product deoxyribose-phosphate aldolase (putative) (gene dera). The transcript is spliced from 9 exons. Gene Ontology annotation, biological process: carbohydrate catabolic process; deoxyribonucleotide catabolic process. Gene Ontology annotation, cellular component: cytoplasm. Gene Ontology annotation, molecular function: deoxyribose-phosphate aldolase activity. The record is from RefSeq and is a predicted model, not a curated record. NCBI's taxonomy places the organism in Eukaryota, Metazoa, Chordata, Actinopteri, Sciaenidae.